Messenger RNA from Saitoella complicata NRRL Y-17804, 1602 nucleotides. Its product is annotated as general substrate transporter. The coding region runs from base 1 to 1602 and encodes 533 amino acids. NCBI's taxonomy places the organism in Eukaryota, Fungi, Ascomycota, Saitoellomycetes, Saitoellales, Saitoellaceae. Gene Ontology annotation, cellular component: membrane. Gene Ontology annotation, biological process: carbohydrate transport; transmembrane transport. The transcript has a single exon. The record is from RefSeq and is a predicted model, not a curated record. Gene Ontology annotation, molecular function: carbohydrate:proton symporter activity.
AUGGACAAGGACAAGGUCAACGCCGAACACAUCGAGAGGGCUACCAACUCUCCUCCUCUUGACGAGAAAAACCACACGGGCACAACAACCCGUGACCCCAACCUCAACCUCGCCUCCGUCACCGCCGCCCGUCCCCCGAAGCCAUGGUCAAAGCAAAUGCUCAAGCUCUACGGAAUCCUCCUCGUCCUUUACCUCUGCGCCACAAUGCAAGGCUACGACGGUUCCCUCAUGGGUUCCAUCAACGCCUUAAACGAGUACCAAGACUACUUCAAGGGCCAACACAACACGGGUCUCGUAUUUUCGAUUUACCAGAUUGGACAGAUCUGUGCGUCUGCGUUUUUGUGGAUUUCGGACACCUGGGGACGCAGGAUCUCCGUGGCUGUGGGGUUGUCCAUUGUUAUCCUUGGUACUAUUGUGCAGGGUACUGCGCACACCAUGAAUCAAUUUAUCGCUGGUCGGUUUUUGUUGGCGUUUGGGAGUGGUGUGCCGGCGAUGACUGCACCGCUCUUUGUCGUGGAAUUGGCACAUCCGAAUUACCGUGGGACGUUGACGGGGUUGUAUAAUACCUUGUGGUACAUGGGAUCGAUUAUUGCGACGUUUACGGUGUAUGGGACGAGUAUCAACAUGCCCGGGUCCAACAUGACGUUCUUAUUGCCGAUCUGGUUGCAGUUGCUGUGUCCUGCCAUCUCGUUGGUGUUCCUGUACUUGUUGGUUCCGGAGAGUCCGAGGUGGUUGAUCGCCAACGGAAAAUUCGAGCAGGCAAAGGAUUUCAUCAUCAAAUACCACGGAGAAAACGAUCCCUCCCACCCUCUCGUCGAGCUCGAGUUGGCUGAGAUUGAGGAAGCGAUUCGUCACGACAACGGUUCCGACAAGCGUCCAUGGGAUUACCGCGGUCUCUACAAGACACCCUCCGCCCGUUACCGCUCCUUGAUGGUCAUCUUUAUGGCCUGGUUCGGACAGUUCUCCGGUAAUAACAUCGCAACCUACUAUCUCCCAAAGAUGACCGAAAUCGCCGGUGUAACAUCCACGAACAUGCAACUCCUCCUCACUGCAAUCUACUCUGUCAUUUCUUGGAUCUCAGCCAUGGCCGGAGCACGCUGCCACGAUAUCCUCGGUCGUCGUCCCAUGCUCAUGAUCUCCACGUUCUCCAUGACCGUCUGUUUCGCAAUCAUCGCUGCAACAACCGCGAUCUUCGAGCGUACAGCCUCCCAGACCUCCUCCAUCGCGUCCAUCGUCUUCAUCUACCUCUUCGGCGUCGUCUUUGCCUUCGGGUUCACACCCAUGCAAGUUACCUACCCCGCCGAAUGCCUCACCUCCGAAAUGCGCGCAAAAGGUAUGUCCCUAAACCUCCUCGUCCUCGGCACAGCAGGUUUCGUGAAUAACUAUGCGGCGCCCGUUGCGAUGGCGAAUUUGACAUGGAAGUUUUACAUCUUUUUCAUGUGUUGGGAUGCGUUUGAGGGGUUUGCUGUGUGGAUGUGGUUUGUGGAGACGAAGGGAAGGACGAUGGAGGAGUUGGAGGAGGUUUUCUCGGCGCCGAAUCCGAAGAAGGCGAGUUUGGUGAAGCCGGGGAGUGCGAGGCAUGGUGGAGUGGAGAUGAUCUAG